AGAGCCAUGUUGUCAGAUGUCCUGCUGGUAUCGGCUCCAGGGAAAGUCAUCCUUCAUGGAGAGCAUGCCGUAGUCCAUGGCAAGGUAGCGCUGGCUGUGGCCUUGAACUUGAGAACAUUUCUCCAGCUUCAACCCCACAGCAAUGGGAAAGUGGGCCUCAACUUACCAAACAUUGGCGUCAAGCAGGAGUGGGAUGUGGCCAGGCUUCAGCUGUUGGACACAAGCUUUUUGGGUGAGCGCAGGGGGGAGAAACCAACGCCCACCCCAGAGCAAGUGGAGAAACUGAAAGAGGGGGCAGGCUUCUCUGAGGACUGUGCCGUUACUGAGCGCCUGGCUGUGCUGGCCUUCCUUUAUUUGUACCUGUCCAUCUGCCGGAAGCAGAGGGCCCUGCCAAGCCUGGACAUCGUGGUGUGGUCAGAGCUGCCCACUGGGGCAGGCUUGGGCUCCAGUGCUGCCUACUCAGUGUGUUUGGCAGCCGCCCUGCUGACCACGUGUGAGGAGAUCCCCAACCCGCUGAGAGACGGUGAUUGUGUAAGCAGGUGGGCAAAGGAGGACCUGGAAUUAAUUAACAAGUGGGCCUUCAGGGGGGAGAGGGUAAUUCACGGGAGCCCCUCAGGAGUGGACAAUGCUGUCAGUACCUGGGGCGGAGCACUCCGAUACCAGCAAGGACAGAUUUCAUCUUUAAAGAGGCCUCCAGCUUUAAAGAUCUUGCUGACCAAUACCAAAGUGCCCCGCAGCACCAAGGCACUUGUCGCCGGUGUCAGGAGUAAGAUGAUCAAGUUCCCAGCGAUCAUGGCUCCCCUCCUCACCUCCAUAGACGCCAUCACCCUGGAGUGCGAGCGGGUGCUGGGAGAGAUGGCGGCUGACCCGGCCCCGGAGCAGUACCAUGUGCUGGAAGAGCUCAUCGACAUGAACCAGCACCAUCUCAAUGCCCUUGGUGUGGGCCACGCCUCACUGGACAGGCUGUGCCAGGUGACCAUGGCCCACGGACUACAUAGCAAGCUCACUGGUGCAGGUGGCGGUGGCUGUGGCAUCACACUUCUCAAACCAGAUGUGGAACAGCCAGUGGUGGAGGCCACCAAGCAGGCACUGACUGGCUGUGGGUUUGACUGUUGGGAAACCAGCAUUGGUGCCCCUGGUGUCUCUGUCCACCUGGCUGCCUCCCUGGAUGCCCCUGUCCGGCAAGCCCUGGCUGGCCUCUGA
Molecule: messenger RNA, 1203 nt
Organism: Orycteropus afer afer
Lineage: Eukaryota; Metazoa; Chordata; Mammalia; Tubulidentata; Orycteropodidae
Source: RefSeq, a predicted model, not a curated record